AACAGGGCGGUGUAAGUGUAAGAGCAGCUUUCAGACCUUUUAGACCGGUUUGGUUUCUCACCGAUACCGAGGAGCAGCAGGACGCCGGUCAUAUACCUCUCUAUCUGGGAUAAAGAACAACACCGGGACCUGGCACGGUAACUAACCGGGACCACGAAUACUCAGCUACUUACCGGAUACAAAAGAAAUAACGUCAAAAGGUUGGAAGCAGGGAUAUUUAGCACAACUUUGGAGCUGUCAGUUUGCUGUGAGGACCUGGGAGAAGUCUUCCAGCCAGAGCCCGAGGGAGGAGGGGACCCCACAAGCGGCCCAGGAUCCACAUCAGCGACCCAAGAGCCGGGGAGCAUAGAGCCGCAGUAGCCGGAGGAGAGGAGGGAGAGGCCGGCGUGUCUGUGGGCCAGCCAGCGGUGGACCUAUAUAGUCAAGUUUGAACCUGCUUAGGGAGAAGUAAUCACUGGGUGCCGGGUCAUCCGGACAGAGACCUCAUGAAUGGAAAUCGGAACAACAGGAGACGUUGGACCAGCCGCUGAACCCCCAGUCCUCUUUGCGUUGCCACGGCGACCCGGCUAUGGCACCCUUGGGAAGCCCAUCAAGCUUCUGGCCAACUGCUUCCAGGUGGACAUACCCAAGAUCGACGUCUACCUGUACGAGGUGGACAUCAAGCCCGAUAAAUGUCCCCGCCGGGUCAACAGGGAGGUGGUGGACUCCAUGGUUCAGCAUUUUAAGGUGACCAUCUUUGGCGACUGUCUGCCAGUUUACGAUGGGAAGAGAAGCCUCUACACUGCUAGCCCACUUCCUGUCGCCACCGGCGGGGUUGAUCUGGAUGUCACCCUGCCAGGUGACGGUGGGAAGGACCGCCCCUUUAAAGUCACCAUUAGGUUUGUGUCGUUGGUCAGCUGGCACAUGCUGCACGAAGUCUUGACGGGACGCGGCGUGGCCGAGCCGGUGGACCUGGAGAAACCCAUCAGCACCAACCCCGUUCACGCCGUGGACGUCGUCCUUCGACACCUGCCCUCCAUGAAGUACACUCCCGUCGGGCGAUCCUUCUUCUCCUCCCCGGAGGGCUACGAUCACCCGCUAGGUGGAGGAAGAGAGGUUUGGUUUGGCUUCCAUCAGUCAGUACGGCCGGCCAUGUGGAAGAUGAUGCUCAACAUUGAUGUGUCGGCCACAGCUUUUUAUAAAGCCCAGCCAGUCAUCCAGUUCAUGUGCGAGGUCCUGGACAUUCACAACAUUGACGAGCAGCCUCGCCCUCUCACCGACUCCCACAGGGUCAAGUUCACCAAAGAGAUCAAAGGUCUUAAAGUGGAAGUGACACACUGUGGAACCAUGCGUAGGAAGUACAGAGUCUGCAAUGUAACACGACGCCCUGCCAGCCUCCAGACGUUUCCGUUGCAGCUCGAGAGCGGUCAGACGGUCGAACGUACAGUGGCGCAGUACUUCAGAGAGAAGUACAGCCUGCAGCUGAAGUACCCCCACCUGCCCUGUCUGCAGGUGGGCCAGGAACAGAAACACACCUAUCUGCCCCUGGAGGUCUGCAACAUCGUACCUGGACAGCGCUGCAUUAAAAAACUAACCGACAACCAGACGUCGACCAUGAUCAAAGCAACAGCCCGCUCUGCACCAGACAGACAGGAGGAGAUCAGCAGGCUGGUGAGGAGUGCAAAUUACGAGGCCGACCCGUUCGUCCAGGAGUUUCAGUUCCGCGUGCGAGAUGAAAUGGCUCAGGUGACGGGCCGCGUCCUGCCGGCCCCCAUGCUGCAAUAUGGCGGCAGGGUGAGCUCUGAACCAUUUAUGUCCCAGCAGAUCAACCCUGCACUGUCGUUGCAGAACCGCACGGUGGCCACACCCAGCCACGGGGUGUGGGACAUGAGGGGGAAGCAGUUUCACACCGGAGUGGAGAUCAAGAUGUGGGCCAUCGCCUGCUUCGCCACCCAGAGGCAGUGCCGAGAAGAGAUCCUCAAGAGCUUCACUGACCAGCUGCGUAAAAUCUCAAAGGAUGCUGGGAUGCCAAUCCAAGGCCAGCCGUGUUUCUGUAAAUACGCCCAGGGCGCCGACAGCGUGGAGCCCAUGUUCAGACACCUGAAGAACACCUACGCCGGGCUGCAGCUCAUCAUAGUCAUCCUGCCUGGGAAAACACCCGUCUAUGCUGAGGUGAAGCGGGUGGGCGACACCCUCCUCGGCAUGGCCACUCAGUGUGUCCAGGUGAAGAACGUAGUGAAGACGUCGCCUCAGACCCUCUCAAACCUCUGCCUCAAGAUCAACGUCAAGCUGGGGGGAAUCAACAACAUCCUGGUUCCACACCAACGGCCCUCUGUGUUCCAGCAGCCUGUCAUCUUCCUCGGGGCUGAUGUCACUCAUCCUCCAGCAGGAGACGGGAAAAAGCCAUCUAUUGCAGCGGUGGUGGGCAGCAUGGACGCCCACCCCAGCAGGUACUGCGCUACAGUGCGGGUCCAGAGGCCCAGACAGGAGGUCAUCCAGGACUUGGCCUCCAUGGUGCGAGAGCUCUUGAUCCAGUUCUACAAAUCAACCCGCUACAAGCCAACCAGGAUCAUCUUCUACAGGGACGGAGUGUCAGAGGGACAGUUCAGACAGGUGCUGUACUAUGAGCUGCUGGCCAUCAGGGAGGCUUGCAUCAGUCUAGAGAAGGAAUACCAGCCGGGGAUCACUUACAUUGUAGUACAGAAACGCCAUCACACACGUCUCUUCUGUGCAGAUCGCAACGAGCGGGUUGGACGAAGUGGAAACAUUCCAGCUGGCACCACAGUGGACACAGACAUCACCCACCCCUACGAGUUUGACUUUUACCUCUGCAGUCACGCUGGAAUCCAGGGUACGAGCCGGCCUUCCCACUACCACGUUCUGUGGGACGACAACUGUUUCACCGGGGACGAGUUCCAGCUCCUCACAUACCAGCUGUGCCACACCUACGUCCGCUGCACGCGCUCCGUCUCCAUCCCAGCACCGGCCUACUACGCCCACCUGGUGGCCUUCCGCGCCCGCUACCACCUGGUCGACAAAGAGCACGACAGUGCGGAGGGCAGCCACGUCUCAGGGCAGAGUAACGGCAGGGACCCCCAGGCGCUGGCCAAGGCUGUUCAGAUCCACCACGACACACUGACGACCAUGUAUUUCGCCUGAACGUCCCCCUCAGCUUCCCUCCAUCUUUCCCAGCCAGUCUUGGUGUCCGACUUCUAUCAGCAGCAUCGACCCAUCACCAGAGGGACCCCAACCCCCCAACCCCCCAACCACCCAACCAAGCACCACCACCACCACCUCCGUGCUGGUGCAGCUUCGGUCACUGGAGCCAGACGAUGCCGGCGGCUGCAGGCUGCGUAAGGAUGUAAUAAGCCAGAGAGGAGUUACAGCCACAUUAUGCAAUUUGAAACCAGCCAAUCGUUUCUGUGCUACUGCCCACGCAUCUCUCUCUCACCUACACCUCCUCUGCUGUAUUUAAAUCACAAUGGAUUUUGUCACAUCCUCGCCUUCCAGUUUUGACAACGCUGUGUGUUUUUAAAAAAAAAUAUGGCGGAGCAGCAGGAAACACAAAAAACUGAUGAUUUUUUGGUGCAUGGGUGGAAGCAGAACCAGUGAGGACCUGACGUGCUCCGUAGCCUCACGCUGAGCCUAUAAUGUUGCUGGUUUAUAUUGUAGACGGUUUUACAUGUUUGUGAGUUUUCAGCUUGUCUAGAUACAAUACUGUAUGUGUUAUUUCUCUCUUGAAGCAAAUGUGUGAUCGCCACGGCAACGUGUUAGUCGCUCGUAAAAACAAAAGCUUCGCCCCUUCCCCCCCCCUCAAAACGGCCAUAGCUGUCUCCCUUUAAGCCAACGGUUCCUCACAGUCAUUCAGCCAGACAUUAAGAAGCAUAACUCUGCACUCUGAACACUGAAUGAAAUCUUAAUUUUUAUUUUU
Sebastes umbrosus (honeycomb rockfish) is the source of this 3910-nucleotide messenger RNA. It is a transcript of the gene ago3b, whose product is annotated as argonaute RISC catalytic component 3b. Gene Ontology annotation, molecular function: protein binding; RNA binding. The transcript has 20 exons. The record is from RefSeq and is a predicted model, not a curated record. Lineage: Eukaryota; Metazoa; Chordata; Actinopteri; Perciformes; Sebastidae. Bases 490 to 3138 code for a protein of 882 amino acids.